AUGAGUACAAUGAAUAUGGACGACGUAAAUAAUUCAACUAUAAUUCAACAAGCGCCAUCAAAUUUUCUUUUUUCAAAUGUUAAUAAAAUUUUAUCAACUUUUGUACCUGCACAUCAUCGUCGACAGAGCAAUGAAUUAUACAAAUCGAUCGGUGUAAAAUCUCAUGGAACAAUUACUUUUGCGGAUAAUAAAUCGAAUCGAGCAGAAUUUAUUCGCAUACCACCUGAUGCUCCUGUUAUGCAGGUUAAAGAAUUAAUUAGUACAAAAUGGUGUCAUGAACGACCAUCACUUGUUAUUUCAGUAACAGGUGGUGCAAAAGAUUAUAAUAUGAAACCAAAAUUAUUGAGAGCAUUUCGACGUGGUCUUCUAAAAGUGGCAAGUACAACAGGUGCUUGGAUUAUUACUGGAGGUAUGAAUACAGGAAUUAUGAAACUUGUUGGUGAAAUUGUUCAAAUAAAUCCUAAUCGCCAUCGCCCAAUACAUUUAAUCGGUAUUGCUACAUGGGGUUGUGUAGCUGGUUCUGAUCAACUUGAUGUUCAUGGAACAAAUGUACAUUAUGCUAAACCACAUGUUGAAGAAUUAAACGAAGCACUUCUCGAACCUAAUCAUACUGAAUUUAUUUUUGUCGAUGAUGGAAGUGUACGAAAAUUUGGUGGUGAAAUAACAUUUCGAGCUAGUCUUGAACAAGCUAUUUCAGGAGAUUUUUUUGCAAUACGAUCUAAUUCAGAUUCUAGUCCUACAUUACCAAAGUUGACGCCAACAACAUCUUUCCGUUCAGAACAAUCAGAUCCAAUACCUGUUGUUCUUCUUGUUGUUGAAGGUGGUCCAAAUACUGUUCGAACAGUUCAUGAAGCGGUUGUUGAAAAUAAUAUACCAGCUGUUCUUUUUGAAGGAACAGGUCGUUGUUGUGAUUUAUUUGCUAAAGCAGUCCGUCUUUACAAAGAAUAUCGUC
Messenger RNA from Rotaria sordida, 952 nucleotides. The record is from the annotation of a GenBank genome assembly. Lineage: Eukaryota; Metazoa; Rotifera; Eurotatoria; Philodinida; Philodinidae.